AUGAUGGGGGAGUUGGAGAUUUCCAUCAUGGCGGCUUCCAUUUCGGGCUACACCUUCAGCGCUGUGUGUUUCCACAGCGCCAACAGCAACGCGGACCACGAAGGAUUUUUGCUCGGCGAGGUGAGACAAGAGGAGACCUUUAGCAUCAGUGACUCACAAAUCAGCAACACAGAAUUUCUGCAGGUAAUUGAAAUCCAUAACCAUCAGCCUUGUUCAAAACUUUUUAGUUUUUAUGACUAUGCCAGCAGAGUGGAUGAAGAGAGUCUGGACAGGGUUCUUAAAGAUGGCCGAAAGAAAGUUAUCGGGUGGUACCGAUUCCGACGAAAUACGCAGCAGCAGAUGUCCUACCGAGAGCAGGUUAUCCACAAACAGCUCACGCGGAUCCUGGGCGUGCCGGACCUGGUCUUCCUCCUCUUAAGCUUCAUUUCCACCGCCAAUAAUUCCACUCACGCUUUAGAAUAUGUUCUCUUCAGACCAAAUCGAAGGUAUAAUCAAAGGAUAUCACUUGCUAUUCCCAAUCUAGGCAACACUAGCCAGCAGGAGUACAAAGUGUCUUCAGUGCCAAAUACUUCUCAGAGCUAUGCCAAAGUUAUUAAGGAACACGGUACUGAUUUUUUUGACAAGGACGGAGUCAUGAAAGACAUCAGGGCGAUUUAUCAGGUUUACAAUGCACUUCAAGAAAAAGUGCAGGCAGUGUGUGCAGAUGUAGAAAAGAGUGAGCGGGUUGUGGAAUCUUGUCAAGCAGAAGUGAACAAAUUAAAAAGACAAAUCAUUCAGAGGAAAAAUGAAAAGGAACGGGAAAGAAGGAUGCAGCAGGCAAUGCUGACUAGACAGGUGCCGUCAGAAAGCCUGGAACCAGGGUUCGGUCCUCAGAUGCCCUAUUCUGGGUUUGCAGCCGAAGGUAGACGUGCACUUGGUGAUGCCGAGGCCUCCGACCCUCCUCCCCCUUACUCUGAUUUUCACCCCAACAAUCAGGAAAGUACUGUGAGCCACGCGCGCAUGGAGAGUGGUAUCUUUAUGCCCCGACCUCAAGCCGUGGGCUCUUCCAGUUACGCUUCUGCCAGCUCUGGACUGAAGUGCCCUGCAAGCGGAGCAGACCUUCCUCCUUCCCAAAGAGCAGCUGGAGACAGUGGGGAGGAGUCUGAUGACAGCGACUAUGAGAAUUUGCUUGACCCCACAGAGCCCUCCACCAGGGAAUCCUCGCGUUCAGGGGAGUCGAGACCCACAGCACACCCUGAUGGGGGCUCCAGGAACACUCAGACCUCCCAGAUCUAACUGAACACAAGGACUCGCCACCGAGCACUGGUUUCCUUACUGCUGACCGAGAGAGUGUUUUGACGACGUCAUCCGAGGGAACCGCUUUCUCAAAUCCCUGGCUCCCAAGAGGAGAGAGUCCUUGUGCCCAGAACUUGCUGGAGACUGGCAUCCGCUGGUCCUCACUUCUGAUGCAGUGUGCAGGUUUCAUAGCAGAAUCCUUCAGAUAAUCACCGUGUACUGAUUCUGGUGUGAUACGUGGGUGUGCUGGUAAAUUUGGCAAAGUGGGACCUGUCAAUGUAGUUUCUGUUCUUUACAGUAAAUUGGAAAUUAGAGACUAAGCACAAUUAGUCUAUAAAUGUCCUAUAAAUCAAAACCUUACCUCUUGCACUAUCAUGCCUUGAAAUUUACUUUUUC
Orycteropus afer afer is the source of this 1671-nucleotide messenger RNA. RefSeq names its product abraxas 2, BRISC complex subunit (gene ABRAXAS2). The record is from RefSeq and is a predicted model, not a curated record. NCBI's taxonomy places the organism in Eukaryota, Metazoa, Chordata, Mammalia, Tubulidentata, Orycteropodidae. Gene Ontology annotation, cellular component: nucleus. Gene Ontology annotation, molecular function: polyubiquitin modification-dependent protein binding; microtubule binding. Gene Ontology annotation, biological process: protein K63-linked deubiquitination; attachment of spindle microtubules to kinetochore; mitotic spindle assembly.